Bradysia coprophila is the source of this 766-nucleotide messenger RNA. RefSeq names its product UFM1 specific peptidase 1. Gene Ontology annotation, molecular function: deUFMylase activity. Lineage: Eukaryota; Metazoa; Arthropoda; Insecta; Diptera; Sciaridae. The record is from RefSeq and is a predicted model, not a curated record.
GUCAAAAUGUAACCAUCAUGCAUGUCAACAGUUCCGUGUGCUGUUUACAAGACAUUUUUUAGGUGACUCCUCAAAAUUAUGAGUUCCGACUUGAAUAAUGACUCUAAGUAUGAAUACAAUUUGUUAACGAAUGUUGGUCGAUUUGUGGAGCAACCAUGUCCGGAAGGAAAAUCCUAUUUAACUCGUGGCGACUACUCCUAUUUUCACUAUGCCUGCGAUGGUGUUAAUGAUGCGGGAUGGGGCUGCGGUUAUCGUACGUGUCAAUCGCUGUGUUCGUGGAUCAUUGCACAGCAGAAUCGAUCGGAAGUUGUACCGACAUUACUGGAGAUUCAAAAGAUUUUGGUAGACAUUGGCGAUAAGCCGCAAGCAUUUUUCGGCUCCAGGGAAUGGAUUGGAGCAUUGGAGGUUUUCUACAUAAUCGACACGUUAUUCGAUGUCUCCUGUAAGAUUCUACACAUUCCCAAAGGGGAAAUGAAACGUUACAUCAGCGUUUUACGUUUGUAUUUCGAGCAAUUCGGAGGUCUGGUGAUGAUGGGUGGUGACAUUGACGCUUCAUCCAAAGGAAUAGCUGGCAUCCAUAUCGCUGAUAAUGAAGCGUAUUUGUUGGUCGUUGAUCCUCACUUCGUUGGGAAGGCUUCCAGUCAAGCGCUAAUUUCACAAGGAUUUAUUAAAUGGCGUCACACGUCUGAAUUCUGUGAUAGCUCCUUUUACAACCUAUGUUUGCCUCAAUUGACCGCAUCGUAAAAUAAAUUUGUUUUCCUUUUUU